CACUGGCAAGAGGAGGGGGCGGCCAACUUCCCGGGAGAAGGGCGCUUUCCACGCCGGAACUGGCUAGCAAGCCGCCGCCGCAGCAGCCACCACCGCCACCGCCGCCGCCGAGGGCUCCCACUCGGGGCAGCUGCUGCCUUCGUUUGCGGCGCUCGGAAAGUUGGGUCGGACCUGAACCCCUAACAGCAAAACCGCCUACCGCCCUCAAGCCCUCCCGGAGUUGAGUCGCCUGUGGCGGCGGCGGCGAACGGGCGGGGGGGUUUCCUCUCGCCCUGGAUGGAGCUGAACUUUAGGCUGCCAGACAAUCGCGGCCAUCUGGGGAUCGCUGCAUGCUGAGUUCCCUCGGAUAGACCCAGCAGCGGCUCCGGAUUUUUUGGGGGCGGGGGCGGGGACCAGCCGCGCGCCGGCACCAUGCUCUUGGCGACCCUGUACUUCGCGCUGCCACUGCUGGACUUGCUCCUGUCUGCCGAGGUCAGCGGCGGGGACCGCCUGGACUGCGUGAAAGCCAGCGAUCAGUGCCUAAAGGAGCAGAGCUGCAGCACCAAGUACCGCACGCUCAGGCAGUGCGUGGCAGGCAAGGAGACCAACUUCAGCCUGGCAUCGGGCCUCGAGGCCAAGGAUGAGUGCCGCAGCGCCAUGGAGGCCUUGAAACAGAAGUCGCUCUACAACUGCCGCUGCAAACGGGGCAUGAAAAAGGAGAAGAACUGCCUGCGCAUCUACUGGAGCAUGUACCAGAGUCUGCAGGGAAAUGAUCUACUGGAAGAUUCUCCAUAUGAACCAGUUAACAGCAGAUUGUCAGAUAUAUUCCGGGUGGUCCCAUUUAUAUCAGAUGUUUUUCAGCAAGUGGAGCAUAUUCCCAAAGGGAACAACUGCCUGGAUGCAGCCAAGGCUUGCAACCUCGAUGAUACCUGCAAGAAGUACAGGUCUGCAUACAUCACCCCAUGUACCACCAGCAUGUCCAAUGAUGUCUGCAACCGCCGCAAGUGCCACAAGGCUCUCCGCCAGUUCUUCGACAAAGUUCCGGCCAAGCACAGCUAUGGAAUGCUCUUCUGCUCCUGCAGGGAUAUUGCCUGCACCGAGAGGCGGCGACAGACCAUUGUGCCUGUGUGCUCCUAUGAAGAGCGUGAGAAGCCUAACUGCUUGAAUUUGCAGGACUCUUGCAAGACCAAUUACAUCUGCAGAUCUCGCCUUGCAGAUUUUUUUACCAACUGCCAGCCAGAGUCAAGGUCUGUCAGCAGCUGUCUGAAGGAGAACUACGCAGACUGCCUCCUCGCCUACUCAGGGCUGAUUGGCACAGUGAUGACCCCCAACUACAUAGACUCCAGCAGCCUCAGUGUGGCCCCAUGGUGUGACUGCUUCAACAGUGGAAAUGAUCUGGAAGAGUGCUUGAAAUUUUUGAAUUUCUUCAAGGACAAUAAAUGUCUUAAAAAUGCAAUUCAGGCUUUUGGCAAUGGCUCCGAUGUGACUGUGUGGCAGCCAGCUCUCCCGGUACAGACCACCACUGCCACCACCACUACAGCCUUCCGAGUCAGAAACAAGCCCCUGGGGCCAGCAGGGUCUGAGAAUGAAAUCCCCACACAUGUUUUACCGCCUUGCGCAAAUUUACAGGCACAGAAGCUGAAAUCUAAUGUGUCAGACAACACACAGCUCUGUCUUUCAGAUAGCAAUUUUGAAAAGGAUGAGCUCGCUGGUGCUUCCAGCCACAUAACCACAAAAUCCAUGGCUGCUCUUCCACGCUGCGGUCUGAGCCCACUGCUGGUUCUGGUGGUCACCGCUCUGUCUACCCUAUUAUCAUUAUCUUUGGCAGAAACAUCAUAGCUGCAUUAAAAAAAAAUAUGGACAUGUAAAAAGACAAAAACAAAGUUAUCUGUUUCCUAUCCUCUUGUAUAUCUGAAAAUCAGUUCUAGGAGCUCAGUGAAGAAACAGUUUCACCCAACUGGAACUUUUUGUUUUUUAAAGAGAGCUUCUUGUGAUCCUUAGGGGCUUCUGUGGGAAACCUGAGGCAGCGCUACAUUCCAAACUCAAAAGGUUUUGUUUGGGGCAUGCUGUUUUAAGGGAACAAUUUGUAAACUUGACUGUAAAGUAAAUUGAGGCCAUGUUUUUGAUGAUGACAGUGGUGAUGAUAACGAUUAAGAGGAUUUUAAGUUUUAACUCUGGCCUUCACUGAAUGGAAAGGGAGUAUUUCUAAAGAUUCUUCCAUAUCUCAUGUAAUGGUUUCAGUUUCUAAUGAUGUAAACUACAACCUGACAUGGAUGAUGCUUUUUUUUUUUUUUUUUUUUUUUUUUUUUUGCCACAAAGUGAAAGUUCUCAUCCAGAGUGGGUUUUGUGGAAAACAACAUUACUGAUGUUCAUCUUUCUGUAUAUACUAGCAUCUUCCAGACUGUUUGUGUGUUGUAAACGGUUCCGUGCUGCCAUACAAAACAAAAGACACCUGUCACCAAGUGUAGAAUCUGUCUUAGUCAAAAUAGGGAGAGCGGCUGUGAAACUUCACAGUACCUUGAUCAUUGGUUGAUACUCUCCUAAGCCUUACCUGAGUGAGAAGCCCUUAAACUAACAGGAGUCAAAUAUAGUCAAAGCAUCAUUCUAAUACACUUUACACUUACGAGGUUAUAUGUAGAAAAGAAAUUUUACUACUCAAUGAUUUCAGCUAUUGGCUUUCUAUAUUUUGAAUGUAACGAUAUCUUCAUUUUUUUAACUGAUGGUUUAAUAUGAAAUAAGUGAGCUUGUUUUCCUCGCAGAAGUUCUGUUAGCUCCAACAUUAACUUCGCAAAUAAUAGCUCUUGGAAAGCAAGCGCUAAGGAGCCCUGUGCUUAGCGGAAAGCUUUGCGUCACGUGGCUGUAGACAGACAGGAGGAAACAGAACAGCCUGAGUUGUUUUUUACUGUGUUUUAAAAUGCAAGCGAGGAACCCAGGAGCCGCUUGCAAUGGUGCACAGUAUCUCUUGGCACCUUUUCCAACUGACACAACCUGGUACGUUGGUACUCGUGGUCUCUGACAGAGGCAGUUUUGAUACAGUAGAGGGUGGGGAUGUGCCACCCUCUUUCCAUCCUUACCCAGGUACACAGCUCUUUUCCUGAGGAUUGGCUUUACUCCCAGUUGUGAUCUCUUGACCGCUAUCAAGAGCAGUUUGGUCUGAGGAUUGUCAGGAAUCAGCUUGCAUCUUGUUCUGUUCUUCUCUGACAGACUGUGGCUGACUAUGAAGACAGGAAAGAAGGUUGUGGAUUGAGAGGGGCAGUGUGAGGGCUGGGGAGGUGAGUUGGUUGGCACUUGUAAACAGAACAGGGCAGGGCUGAGCCAGCUUUGUUAGCCCAUGUUCUGUCCCUAGUUCUCUUCCUCGUGUGCACUUUUGAAGGCUGGUUUAGGUGGUGAGAUUCAGAAUCUUCAAUGAUCACAUACUAGUGGCUGAGUUCCUCUCACACUGAAUGAAGAAGAGUAGAUGCUUCUUUCACAGGGUCCUGGAUGCAUGAGGUUUCUUCCCAUACUGCAGAAGCCUGGAGGGGGAAACUCCUGGUGCACACUUCAUGCUGAUCUCUUUGUCUGCUGACUGGUCUUGGAAGAUUGAACAAAUCACUGGGGGAGGAAGAGAAGUCUAUGAAAGAGAAGCAUACUCUUUGUGUUCUUUUGGUGUUUGAAAUAUAUUUAUACCCAGAUGUUAAUAAACUAAGAUGUAUAAUACUCUACCAACAUUUUUCACCUAAGAAAGCUUUCAAGGUAAAUGCAUCAAAUACCCAACUGUAUUUGAUCAGUGAAAAGUUCCAUAAAGACUGUACUUUGAAUAAACACAUUUAACGUAUCAAAGUAUUUGAAACACCAGUCAUCUAUGAGAGCAUAUCUCCUAUAGAAUGUAUUUUGUUUUAAUUAAGGUAUCUCUGUACUAGAUUAAUUGUACUGGCUAAUUGCAUAGGGGUCUGAUUCUUUGUGGUCUACUAUAGAAACAUAUUGACUAUUUCUAUAAAAUCCACCAGAUCUAAUUAGCUUCAGAUAACCAAAGAAGAAAUGGGAAUUCUCAGUGCGUUACAACUAGGGCAGCCUUUAUUGAAGAGUGUGUAGAUAUACAACUUAUAAAUUAAAUAUUAAAAAGCUCUCUCCCCACCAAAGAUCUCAUUUUUUUUCGGAGAUAAAAGCAUAUUUGCUCCACCAAAUUCUCAAACUGAAAAUAAGUGACCAAUUAAAUAAACAGGAGAUACCUCUUAUUCAGGAACAACCUGUUAAAGAGAUUGUUAUAAAAUUAAGACAAGCGAGUGAUUUGGUUUGGUCUUUGUUUACCCUGGUAAACUGAUACUGAAACAUUUUCUGCAAAGAAAAGAAUUAUUGAAAGGAAGGAAUUAUUAAAAGAAAGGAAUUAUUGAAAAAUUUCACCUAUCUAACUUCCUCUUGGAAUGCUUACAAGCCAAAUGGGAUUCACUACUUCCUGCCCUUCAGUCCUGCAUUUCAAAUGUCACAAACACUAGGGUUUGUGAAGGUCAAGUCUCUUGCACCUAACACCUUAUGGCGUUGAUUUUGACAACAAAAAGUAGACAUUUGGGGCUGGGGAUUUAGCUCAGCGGCAUAAGCAUCUGCCUUGCAAGCAGGCAGUGGUGAGUUCGAUCCCUGGUACCGAUAAAAAAAGAAAAAGACAACAACAACAACAACAACAACAAAAACCACAGACAUUUAUAUCCAUGGAGACCAUGAUUCUCAAAUCAAAUCUACCCAUGCCCUACUUACUUCAGAGUGUGAGAGAGAAAAGACAGUAUUGCCACAAUGAUUAGAAGCACAUUCACUUCACUUUGGUGUUGACUAUCUCUCCCCAAUAUAUAUUUGAGUAUCUUUUGAGUAGAGCACAGGAAGGAAGAAGGGCACAAUAUAGAGAAGGAACUGAGAAUGUUGGCUGAGUAUUUAUUUUUUCCAUAUGUAAUUUUUUUCAGGCCUCUAAAAGAAAAAAAUAGAUGCUGAGAAUUACAUAGGUUAUUUUUUAGGUGUAAUGGCAAACUUGUAUUCAGAAUGUUAAUUAAGAGUGUGGUUUCUAUUUUAUUUUUUUUUAAACAAUUCUUGUAGUAAAAAAUGUCUUAGAAGUGAUGGCUUCAAGUUCAUUGAGUACUGGUCAGGGCUUCUCUAGAGCUGCCGUGGCCUUCAGUUUAAUCUGUACUGAGACAGUUCCUGUCUUGCACAGGCUCGGAGGAUGAGUAUCUUGUACCUGCAUCACAUUUCCCUUGUACGUUUUUUGUGUUUCAGUCAGGUACUCCCAAGCACGCCAUCUGCUGAGUUAGGAAAGUGGGAGAAUGGAAGCAUCUUUGAGUCAGUGUAAAGUCUUGGGAAAAGGGAUGUAAGAACAGUGGGAGUUUAUAUAAUUAGUAAGUUCUUUUCUUAGAAUCCAACGUAAAUGUAUUUCAGUUAUUAUUUACAAAAUAGUGGCCUCCAAGGAGCUUGUGUUUUGGAAAAUAAGUUUUCAUUCAUUUAUUUAGACAUACAUGACUUAUUUGAGUCAAUAUACACUGUAGACCACAAAAGGGCUGCUUGGAUGGGUUCAUGUUUUCUAAUUCUCUUUCAGGGCUAUUCUUGAUCCCGUGGAUUCAUACCUCUGUUGCCUUUGCUUCUCUUCUUCAUUGCAGCAAAUGAGACCAUGGGAAACCCAUCUUUGCAAGAAAGACCAGAGGCAGUGGCAACAGAUGGGAGUGAAUUGCUAUAGGCCCAGGCACCAUGACAGCAGAAGGCCCAUCUGCACUGAACUUGGAGAGUUUGGAGUGACAAAGUGCAAUCAGGGUACAACUAGAGGCCACAUACCAUAGGCCAGUGGGUCUUGCAGGCUUCCCAUGUCUCUUAGUGAGCAGGAUAGGAGCCUUUACCUAAUGAAGCAGCCAGAAUUCCUUGAAAUAGGCAGUGGUUCCUUUAGUGCAAGGAAGCUAGAGCUACUUUAUAAUUUCUGGAUGACAAAGAAAGAAUUUUCUUAUCAAAAAUUCUGAAAUAAAAUGGCUGAGGAUUUGGUUGAAUACCCUUGGAAGCUACGUUUUUGUCUUAUCCUGAGACAGAAAUCCUGUGUAUAUGUCUGACACCUCUUGACUCUGACCACAGCUUUGCUUCUUGAGCGACCAUUUGUUUUAAAUCUAUUGUCUAAGGUCCUUUGUGAAAAUCAUACCUUUGAUUAAUAGUCUCACUGAAUAGACCUUAAAUCUUCAAGCUUUACACAUCCCAGUAUGUUUUCUGUAACAUGUGUUUUCCUCUAAGACAGCUGUCUUGAGAUAUUAACUGGUUCAGUUACUUUAGAUAUAUUGAGUCUCUACCUUCAGCCUUGUUCUUUACUCCCUAGUAUUUAGCAGGGUCCCUUCAUAUCCAUUCUUCACCCCAGUUUUGCUGUAAGUUUAGCUUUGGGUCAGUCUUGUUCCAUAAGAUGCCCACUUCAGUGACGCAGAACUGGAGACAGAGGAUUUAGAUCCAGUAAUACUCAAGGCAGAAGUCCCCCCGACCUCUCCCCUGAGCUCUUCCUUCCUCGCAUUCAGCUGCUCAGCCUACUGCAUCCUCCCCCGGAAUCUCUUUGUUGCUCCCUGUGUUCUCAGAUGAGCCUGUCCUCUUCCUAGAGGCAGCUUGGGAUCAUUGCCCAGUGGAAUGAGCCACCUGCGCUUCUGAUGGCUCUGAGAUGCAGCCCAGAGAGUUGAGAAAAGCAGAGAAACCCGAUUUCAGUAAGCCGACUGCACCACAGCCUGUUAAUAGUCAUUGAGGCCUCAGCCCCCUAAGGUCUCCAAGCUCAUUUGACCAGCACAGCUGCGACUUCGGCUGUUUGCCUCUGGCAGAUGCCAAUAUCAGCGUCUUGUCCCAUUGCCAUUGGGAGUUUAUUUUUGCUUGUUGAGAAGUUGUGAAGCCCAGCACCCACAUCAGUGGAAAUUUUCUCUGAUUUCCUUCUAUUCCUUAAAGGCUGAGGUGUCCUACCAGUCCCCAUUUUUGUGUUGUGGAGGAUGCCAGGAGGCUGCCCAGACAUCGUCGGUUUCCUUCUCAGUUCUGACAUUUCCUGUUCACCAGCCUUCUCUAGCAGACAGCAUGACUGUAGCAGGCAUUUGAAAAAUGCUAGUUGCCUGAAAAAAAAAUUGGCACAUCAAAAGGCUUCAUUCUGUCACUCAGUGAUGAAACCUGGCCCAUGUGUGUAGUUGUGCUGUCAUUGAGCUUUGUUGACACUGAUUUUGUCCUCCUGAGAUAUGGGAGGUGAGCUCAGAAAAAGGUCUAAGGAGUGUUCAGAUCACAGCAACUUUAAAUCUGCUCAGUGUGUUUCCUGCUGAGAUAAAAAGCUAGCACUUGCCCCUGAGGACCUGAGCACGACCAGCCCAUCCCAGCAGCUCUCCACAUUUGCCAGACCAGUGAGUCUGUAAAGAUUUAAUCUACCUCAGGCACAAGACAUAGGCAGGAAAACUGGACCACUUUACCAGUCCCAAAUCACUCCCAGGAAUGACAAUCUUUCCAUUAGUGUCCUGAGAACAAAGUCAAGUGCUGAUCAAUUCAGUACGUAUGUUGCACAAGUACUCUGGCUGUGUUAUCCAACAUUUAGAGCUGAAGUUUUCCUGUAAGUAAUGUAAGACUGGAGACCUCUGACACCAGUUUCCCCCAAAUUGAGAAACACCUUUGUAGAUUGGCAAAAUCUUCCAGUUUGGCAUCUUUUUUUAUAUAAAAUGUCUAUGAACCUGUUUUCUGACCUGGAGGUCAGAAGGUCUGGAGUUAAGUUCCAGUCCUAAUGAGUACAAGAGCAAACCCAGUUAUCCCACUUAUGGAGAACCCACUUUUCUUAGCUUGAUCCUAAGCAUCCACUACAGCAAUCCAGGUGAGGAACACAGGCAUUACUCCGCAGGACCUUCAAGCGCUGUGACCUUGACCUUGUAGGAGAACCUGUAGAACUAUUCUGGCACCGGGUAGCAGCCAUGGUGCAGUUGAGACAGGCACUGAAACUGCUGUAGCUGAGGGGAGCAUGUGUACAUCAGAAGGGUUCAUUCAAAAGAGCAGAUUUUGGAAUGUGCAGUGACCCCCGAUGCCCACCAGACAUAGCAAAGAAGAGAUUAGAGUAUUAGAAUGAGGCAGGAUAAAGAAUUAUAAAAUCUAGUGCAUGGCCCAGUAUAUAAACUUCAAGGCCUUUAGAAGUCAAUACAGUUUGGUCCCAGGGAUCAGGUCAAGGUCACUAUUGCAGGGUUGGGUGAAAGUACUGGGCCUUCCAGCACACUAGCAUAUAUGCCUCAAAGCCCCACUUCCUCUCUCCUGUCUUUCUCCCUUCCUUCCUUUUCUCCUCACUUCUUUCCUUUUUUCCAUCCUCCCUUUUUCUCCUCCCUCCCUCCUUCCCUUUCUUCCUUUCUCCCUUCCAUGUUCUCUCCCCCACUCCCUUCCACAGGGCUGUGUGAUCCAGCAUUAUCUUCCUGGUGUGAAAAUGUGCUUGAUCCAGAAUUCUGGCUUUUACUCUACUUUAGCUGAAGGCGUUUCUAAAAUGUAGGAGGAGAAAAAGAGAAUAAAAAUCCCAGAACCAGAUCAUAGACUUCCCUGUCUUAUUUGGCUGUGGUCUUCCUGUAAUAAGGCACUUCUGAUGUGCUUUUUUAGAAUCAGAAAUAGCUGAUUGUCCUCAGAGGAUUGAAGAAAUAGUUGCAGAAACCUGAAAUCCAGGGCCUUACAGUUCUCCUAAUUAUCUCUUUUCUCUUCUUCCCCCUUCCCGCACCCAAGGGAGUGGGGAAACACUUCUCACCAUGGAGCCUGCUUGAAAGAGUUUUCCAAACUUGUGUAUAUUAUCUCUUGAUAUUGAAAUUAUUUUCUCUGUUUAAUCCAACUCCCACUGAGAAGCUGUGUGAGAUUUAGGAUGGAAGAUUUUUUUUCUUGUACUUCUGGAUUGUUUUGCAUUUUUUACUCUUCACCUGAGGGUAUGUCCCAGCUGCCGUGCUUCCUAUUUCAUGAGGUUAAAUAGAAGAAAGGUGAAAUAGAAGAAGGCUUUUGAUUGGGGGAUAUUUUUAGAAUUCUGCCCUAGGCAAGAGGUGCAGACACCAAGUAAUUCAGAGGUGCAGCAGACGGCAAAGUGAACUUCGCUGAGGAGCCUCCAUCAGAAGAGGUAUCUUUCCUCGGAUCUCCAUGCUAGAUUGUGUUCUGGAGUCUUCUGCAGAGGAUACUUUUUCUCAUGUCUGUGUAUUUGGUUUCCCAAGGACGCUCGUAUGUUUUCCCAGGGUUAUUCCCACACCUCUUCCUCACACAGCUGUUUGCAAUGUGCUUUCUUGCCAACAUCCAUGGAAGAACAUCUACGUGUAGAAGAACAAGUUUUGCUAUCUGGACUUUGGCAGUGGUUUUGUGAUGUUUGAAUUUUCUGUUAGCUUGUUGCUCAAGCACUACAGAGUGUAUGUAGUCCCUUUGGCCACCUCUACCCAGAAUAUCCUAAUAAACUGUUUUCUUUUUUUAAAAAAAUCAAAA
This is a messenger RNA of Cavia porcellus (domestic guinea pig), 9396 nucleotides long. It is a transcript of the gene Gfra1, whose product is annotated as GDNF family receptor alpha 1. The transcript is spliced from 11 exons. Gene Ontology annotation, cellular component: external side of plasma membrane; signaling receptor complex. The record is from RefSeq and is a predicted model, not a curated record. NCBI's taxonomy places the organism in Eukaryota, Metazoa, Chordata, Mammalia, Rodentia, Caviidae. Bases 412 to 1818 code for a protein of 468 amino acids. Gene Ontology annotation, biological process: nervous system development. Gene Ontology annotation, molecular function: signaling receptor activity.